AUGACACAUUCUUACAGUCAGCGGUCCGUCGUUGUCUUGUCUCUACUGGGGAUUCUAUCGGCCAUUAUGUCCGUUUUAUCGGUCAUUCUGAUCUUCCAGCUGCAGCCUCAACACACGGCCGUCAGGGAGUCCACCCCGUCGGUCGUGCCCCCUCACGUCAGGGCCUUCCUGCCGCCGGUGUCCACGGUGCUCUCGGCUCUGUCGCUCACCCUCAACCUUAGCGCCGUGGUGGUGUGUCUCCUACACGGCUACUUUUCCACUGAAGUUAGUCGAGGAGAGCUGGACACCGAAAGAGCAGACAGGUUCCUAUUGGACAGCAGAGCCGUGCGACAUGUGGCCAUCGGACUGUUCUGCCUGGGAGUUUCGGUCUAUUUAGCAGCAAUGUCCAUUUUUAUGUUGCUCAUAUUUGAGGCAGAGACGGGUGUCGCCAGCGCUUGCGUCCUGGCCUCCGGCAUUUUGAUCCUUCUAGUGGUGGUGAUCCACUCUCUCGUCAAGGUCUCCCGAGUAGCUAAACGCGGCAGUGUAGACCAUCUCGAAACGCUCUUUUGCAACAAGCACAGAAGCAGCAACAACAGCCCCGUGUCUUGGCCCUGCGAGCUGAAAAUCGGCGUGGACAAACUGCGAGUGCCCCGCAUACCGUCGCACCUCCAGCAUCACAUGUCGUUCACACCGCCCAGCAGCCCCAGACACCAGCGGCAGCACCACCCGCAGGAAGAGUACUCCCCCGUCGGAGAAGAAUUGCAAGGCCACUCGAGCAACGUGGACGGCCACAGUGGCGGCGGCAGCUGUCCUCGGUCACACAGGAGCUUAUCUUCAGACUCGGUUUUACUAAAGGCUAAACCCUGGAAUGGUGUCAACAACGAGAUGAGGAGUGUCCUGGCCCGCAAAUCGGGGAUUAACGCAAAAGACUCGACGCUUGUGUGAAGAAGAGGAUUUCAAUAAGUGAGUGUGGAAACGCAACUGACUCUUAAUACCUUUAAGGAUUCCAGACCACAUGGAAAUGGAGCUAAAAAUCCACUCAUGACUCUAUUAAGCUUUUUAAAGUUGACUGAUAAAUUAAUUAAAUUGUGAUAAUCUAUUGGAUAUUAUUUGUAAUAUACUUUUAUGCAGUAAAGUAUGCCAUGAGAGAUUAUCAAAUGUGCCGCAGAAAAUUAUUUUCACUUAAUUUGUCUGAAAAUGAUAUUUAUUUUUUUACUACAAAUGUAUUUCCGUUCAUCUGUCUAUGCUAGGCACUUAUCGUGACAGUCAGAACAAAUAAAUGCUCAACAGGCCCAGAUUUGAAGUCAAUGUGACUAAAUUGAGAGAAUCGUCAUCAUUAUUUCAUUAUAUAUACAUUUUGUGACCUUUUUUUGAAAAGGUGUGUGUGUGUGGGGGGGGGGUG
Phycodurus eques (leafy seadragon) is the source of this 1381-nucleotide messenger RNA. It is a transcript of the gene tmem221, whose product is annotated as transmembrane protein 221. Lineage: Eukaryota; Metazoa; Chordata; Actinopteri; Syngnathiformes; Syngnathidae. The transcript is spliced from 3 exons. Bases 1 to 924 code for a protein of 307 amino acids. The record is from RefSeq and is a predicted model, not a curated record.